Messenger RNA from Nezara viridula (southern green stink bug), 12137 nucleotides. The record is from the annotation of a GenBank genome assembly. NCBI's taxonomy places the organism in Eukaryota, Metazoa, Arthropoda, Insecta, Hemiptera, Pentatomidae.
UUCACUCUAUGCUUUUAUUGAGUGGCUAUAAUAAGAAAAAAAUAAAAUAUUUCUUUAUGCAUAUCAAAUAAACAUCUAUUUGAAGAUAAAACUGUUUAUCACAUUCAUUGGUCUAGUGACCUAGCACUCAUGUGAUGUCAUCAAACUGGCAAGAAAAUAAACCAAGCACCUUAUCAAGUUUGUAAAACUAGUGGGUGAAUAACUUUUAAACUUAAUUCUUUAUGUGUUUUCUACACAAAAAAUUACCUUUUUAGAGAUAAUACCUGAUGAAGAUAGAAGUCAUAAUUAUUUAAAAAAAAUUAUAAGCAAACAUGAUAAAAAGUUAAUGAACAGUUUCAGCACACAUAAGUUAAAUAAUAACUGUAAAUUUAAAGGAUGCACUCUUUGAUAAAAUUUGAAAUAUAUUUCUAAGUUAUGACAACUUUAAGAAGAAAUGUAGAUAAAAUUAACUGUUACAUUUUAUUUAUAAUGUACAUAUUUUACUGAAAAUUUUUCUAUUAUUACAUUGAAAUAUAUAUUUACAAUGUCUUAAUAUUAAGGUGCAUCUUCAGCCUUGAAAAUAAAUAAGUUAUGUUUUUUGUACAAAAUUUAAUUUAAUUCAUUUAAAAAACUACAAUUACGAAAUACUAUCACAGAAAAAUAGAAUGUAAGUUCUUGUCAUAUAAACUUAACUUUUCCAUUUAUAAUAAAUACUUCAUAGACAAAAUUCUAAGUUUACAUUGCGAUAAACAAUUGAACCAAAACUUCACUGAGGUAAGAAACUACAGCAAAACAAGCUUAUAUUACAUUGUAAUAAUAAAUACAAUAAAAAAAAAAAAGAAUUGUAAGAUUUAAAAUAGCUGAAUCAAAAAGAAAAAAAAAAAAACUAUAUGAAUAUUAGGAGUAGAUUGAUAUUCCUAUUUUCAAAAUAACUUAAUUAUUAGGGGUAGAUACACACCAAAUACUGAAAAGAUUUGAUAAUAGAAACAAUAGGAUUCAAAAUGUAAUAAUAAGUUUACAAGUAAACCUAAGACUAAAAGUAAUAGACUAUUCUGAACAAUCAGUCUACUGACUUCCUCUUUAUUGUUCUUUGAAGGAAAAAGAUGUUUGGUAUACAUGUCUCACAAUAAAACAAAACUUCACAAUGCAUUAAUUCACAAAAUAAUAUAAGUAAAUUUGUACAAGUAAAGUUAAAUAAAUACAUAAAUAUACAAUAACACCAUGAAUUUCCUCAACAAAUCUGAACUGAAGAGACUGACUAUUCUGGUAACUCCGUAAGUGCCUCUUUAACAAUUAACCUGUUAACAUUUAAUUUUUUUUUCAAUGAUAAAUAAACUGGAGAUACAAUUAUGCAAUGUAUAUUUGAUUUUUUUUUCAAAAAAAUAAAUAUUAAUUUGUAGAACAGUAAAUAUAAAUUAUUAAAAAUUGAGUCAGCUUUUUUAAUCUAUCUAGGCCUAAAAUUACCUAUAUUAACUUCCAUAAGAUAUUCUAAAUUAAAAUGUAUUUUAUUAAAUUUUACAAAUGAAAAAUCUAUGAGGCUGGUCUGAAAAGAUUCCGACAGCAACGUAAAGAUGGCAGCACUCAUAAAUAAAAGCAAGUGAAUUUCAUUGUUCAUCUGUUGACAGUUAAACACCAAAGUUUUAGCCACUUUGGACGCGCAGAGGUUAUGAACAUGCCAAAAGAACGUGUUUGUUACAUAUUAAAUCAACAUUUAGAUAUGAGAAAACUGUCAACACGUUGGGUCCAGCGUUUGCUCACAUUAGACCAAAAAUAUGUUUGAAUGAACAUUUCCAACGCUCGGUUAGCCCAAUAAAUCCGAGUUUUGGCACCAAUUAAUUACUUCAGAUCAAUCUUUGAUACACUGUUUUGUCGGCUGGGAAAGUGAUGGCGACUGUUUUUUGGAAUAGUCAUGGAAUAUCUUCAAAAAGGAAAAACAAUUGCAGGAGCAUACUAUGCAUCAUUACUUGACAAACUGAAGGCAGAACUUGCAGAAAAAUGGACACAUUAUCAGAAAAAAAUAAAUUCUGUUUCACCAAGACAACACACUGUCUUGCCAUGGCGAAAAUCCAUAAAUUACGGUUUCAACUGCUUGACCAUCCGCCUUACUCACCAGAUCUAGUCCCAAAUGACUUCUUUUUGUUCUGUUAUCUAAAAAUUGAGCUCGGAGGACAGAGAUUUUCAUCAAAUGAAGAGGCAAUCAUCUUCGUAAACAAUUAUUUUGCAGAGAAAAACGCCGAGUACUUUUUGGAUGGGUUACAGAGAUGAGAGCAUCGCUGGGAGAAGUGUGUAGAGUUGCAAGGAGACUAUGUUGACAAAUAAAAAGAAAAUGUCUAGUAUUUUUGUUAGGUCAGAAACUUUUCAGACCACCCUCUUAUAUAAAUUUGAUAAUAAUGGUUACAGUCGUAGGUGAAAAAGCCAUUAUUUUUCUUAUGAAUCAAACAUUAACAAUUAAGUAAAAUCAUAAAUUAAAAAUUAGGAGAAAAAGUACUUACAUAUUGUUCAAAUUCAUGAAUAUAGUAGAAAAUAUUAUUAGAAGGUAGAGCUUUAGGUUUAGCGCUUUGUAAGUAUUGUAGGAAUACAUAUUUCUGAUAGUUUUCUAGUUCAUGUUUUGGCCAUAAUAGAUAUAGCAAAACAUAGUUUAAGAAUUAACACAAUAAUAUCAAUAUGAUAAAAUAUUUUAUGUCAUAAAGUUUAAGUUACUAAAAGGUAAUACAAAAAUAACCAAUAAAAUAAUUAAAGCUAAUUACCGAUUGUAAAUAAAAAAUAAACAAAAUAUGUAUAUAAACAAUUACAAACUAUCAGAGAAACAUACUGAUACUUACAAUUUAUAUACAGAACUUUAAUCUGAUUUUUAGAUUUUCAAUUGGCCAAAUACAAAAUUUUACUGCAAAUAUGUACAUAAUUACAAAUAUUUAUUAAGUAUUUACAUUGUUUUCUACUUGGGUUAUGUGGCUGCAUCAGAUGGUUUAUCCUGAUCUUUAUCACCAUUAUAAAACUCGUUUGGAGGUUCUACACGGCGAUCUUCCUCUAUUUGGGACACUCUUACAUCUGGAUCCAAAUCAUCCAUCAUAGCAGAAUCAUCAGAAGGAAUCAUAUCCCCAGGUACAUCUUGCAUUUGAACACUUGGAGAAUGCUGAAUCAUUUUUAAAUUAUCAUAAACAUGACGUGUGAUGGCAUCUAAAUAAUAUUUUGUAUUUGCAUUCUCUUGCCUAGCUAUCACUUCUGGAUGCAAUGUGAAAUCAGGAAAAAAAUAUUCAAGGUAUUCCGUGUAUGGAAGUUCAUUGCUAAUUUCCUCUUCAACAAGAAGUGAAGUCUCAUAAGUCCAACAACGAGCCACAUUACGUAAAGUGUACCCACCACCACCAACGGCUAAUAAUGGAAUGUUGAAGUCUCUGACAAACUUAACACACUCCCCAUGCCCUUUCGUACUCAAACUAAAUCGUCCAAGUCUAUCAUUGUCCAAUGAGUCAGCACCACAUUGCAGUACAAUAGCUGUAGGUUGAAAAAAUUCCAUGACAUACUGAAUAACUGGUUUAAAGACCUGAAGGUAACUUGAAUCGUCAAUACCUUCUUUCAAUGGAACAUUAACAGAAUAAUAUUUUCCACUAUCAGCACCUAUUUCAUACAUGUCACCAGUGCCAGGAAAGAAAUAGCUGCCAUAUUUAUGAAAAGAAACUGUCAUGACCCGGUCAGUUAAAUAGAAAGCUUCUUGAACACCAUCACCAUGAUGUACAUCAAUAUCAAUAUAGAGAACUCUUGCAUAAUAUUUGAGAAGUUCAAGAAUAGCUAUAACAAUAUCAUUAACAUAACAAAAUCCUGAAGCUUCGAAUUUUUUUGCAUGAUGUAGACCACCAGACCAAUUGAUAGCUAUAUCACAACAUUUGUGGUUCAAUUUUGUAGCUCCUUCCAAAGAAGCACCAGUGUACAUAGAACAAAAAUCGAAAAGUCCUUCAAAGACAGGACAGUCAUCUCCAACAUUAAAAUGAGUCAGGUACUUUGUAAAACCUUGGAGAUUUUGGGGGGUUACUCUUUGCAAAAAUUCAAUGUAUUCAUCAGAAUGAAAUCUACACAUAUCAUGAGCACUAGCCCUAUAAGGUCUAUAAAUUUGCAUUUUUUUAUGAAGACCAUAAUUUAGUACUAAACUGUGUAUCACAGACAGACGGUGAGGUUUCAUAGGAUGUCCUGACCCGUAAUGAAAGUUUCCAACAUCUGGGUUGUAGAAAUAAAACACCUUUUUAGUCAUUAUUGAAAUUAAUUGAAUGAAAUCAUAAAAACAAUGAAGACUGAUAUCAAUCUAAUUCCACAGCCUCUUUAACCUUGAUCAAUUCAAAAAUUAAUAAACUGUAGGUAAACAUGUAGAAUAUUGUAAACAAAACUACUACAGUUCACUCAAACAGGUUAGUUCUGCCCUCAUGAUGACCUCAAAGGUGAUAUAUUUUUGACAAUGAUCACUGCAUAAUUCCCCAAUCAAAUUACUUAAAUAAAUGUUUUUGUUUCCUAAGUACUAAGUGAUUUUUAUUUAUCAAAAUUUAAGGUAACUUCACCCAGUUACAUAUAUCAUUUAGUAUAGGAAUUCAUUCUCUAUGCUGACGUCAUUUCCAGGCGUGGUGAAAGAAAAUGGAUCCCGAGUUAUGGUACUCAAAAUAGUUAUGGUGAAUACUGUUGCGAACAGGUGUGUGAUCAAUUAACUAAGAUGUGUCACCAUGAAAUUGGGAUUAUUUGAAGUAGUUACAAAUAAGUGUAUUGAUUAUAUGAUAAUUAUCCGUUAGGUUGUCAUUUCCCGUUAGGUUUGUAGGUGUUAAUACGUAGAAAACAAUUUCUAAGUAGGACUGUGACUUACAUUCUUUAAAUGAAAAGAUAACUGGGAAGUAGUGCAGAUGCCUCAAUGCUCAGAUAAUCACACCGAACAUCAUCUCUUGCAGUUUAGUGUUACAAUUUGUGCCAGUGUCGACAAUACAGUGUAAACAUGUGACAUUUCAGCCUUUAAUCAUGAAUGCUAAAGUUAGAAAGCGGUAUAAAGGAUAUUGGUUUUAAAAGCCUUGUGCUUGCAUUAAUGCUAAACGUUUGAAUCAUUUAUAACAAAAUGUCUUUCUUGAGUAAUCUUAAGAAAGUCCUUCACCUUGGUGGAAAUGAAUCAAAAAAGAAAAAGGUCUUCAACAACAUUCGCAUGGAAUGUGACCCAGAGGAGUUCUGGGACAUCAUUGGUGAACUUGGAGAUGGUGCAUUUGGUAAAGUUUAUAAAGCACAGUCUAAAGAAACACAUGCUUUGGCAGCUGCUAAAAUGUGUCUUCUUGAAGGUGAGGAUGAUUUAUCUGAUUUUAUGAUUGAAAUAGAUAUACUUUCAGAAUGUAAACAUGAAAACAUUGUACAGUUGUAUGAAGCCUUCUUUACCAAUAGUAAAUUAUGGAUGCUGAUUGAAUAUUGCGACGGAGGUGCUGUUGAUUCUAUUAUGGUUGAGUUAGAAAAACCACUUACUGAACUUCAAAUUCAAUAUGUUUGUCAGCACAUGUGCCGUGGACUCCAAUUUUUGCAUAAAAGUAAGGUUAUUCAUAGAGACUUGAAAGCGGGAAAUGUUUUAUUAACUAUGGCUGGAGGAGUUAAGUUAGCUGAUUUUGGUGUUUCGGCUAAAAACAAGACAACAUUACAGAAGCAUGAUACCUUCAUUGGUACACCUUAUUGGAUGGCUCCAGAAGUAGUGCUUUGUGAAACAUUUCGUGAUAAUCCAUAUGAUUUUAAGGUUGAUAUAUGGUCCCUUGGGAUCACUUUAAUAGAACUUGCUCAAAUGGAACCUCCUAAUCACGAGAUGUCUCCAAUGCGAGUGCUUCUUAAAAUUCAGAAAUCGGAUCCGCCCAAACUUGAUCAGCCUUCGAAGUGGUCAAAAAAUUUCAAUGAUUUUAUUGCCAAAGCACUCGUUAAAGACCCGACUCAGAGGCCUAAUGCUGAUGAUCUAUUACAGUUACCUUUUAUUAGUGAAGAGUUAGACUCAAAACCAAUAAGAGACUUACUUUUGGAAUAUAAGGCUGAAGUAGUAGAAGAGGAAGUUGUUGAUGAUGAAACUGAUGAGCACCGCACGUCUCAACUACCUCUGGAACUGGAAACUGGAGAAGAUGAUUCUACAUCACUCAAAUCAGACACUGACCUUAAAAUUGAAGAAGAAGUUGAACCAGUGAAGCAAGAUUUGGAACCUGAAAUUAUAGAUAAGAAACAAAACACAGAAAUAGAUAAAAAGCAGAUACCAAUGCCACCAAUUCAGUUAACCAAAAAGGGAAGUGUCGAAGGCCUUGAAAGGAGAUUAUCACACGAUAAAGGUCCUGCACCGUUACCACCAGCUGCUGUUUUAACUAAAGAAACAGAACCUUCAAUUAAGAAAUCUGUCGAAAAUAUCAAUGAACCAGAUGAAAGAAUAGAACCUCAAGAUGAAACUCCGGUGAUUAUUGGUAGUAAUGACCGUUUGAUUUCUGAUGAGAUAAAAGAAGAACCUCCUAUAAUCCCACAGAUUAGGCGUAACAGUAUGGAAAGAAUGGGAGUAAUAGAUUAUACUCCCGAUGAAAGUGAUAGUAAAUGGCCUCCUCCUGUGUCUGAAGCAGAUAGUCGGAGGUCACGACCUGAAAUAAAUGGGGGCUGGAAAGAAAGAGCAAGAAGUUCUUCAGCUAGCAAUAGGAAUAGGAGGAGACCCGCUCCUCCUCCUUUAUCAGAAGAGACUAUCAAUGCAUUGGCUAAACCUGCUAAGCCUGUGGUUAUCCUUAAUGAAAUGGACAGGAUAAGUUCAGAAAAUAAGAAAGGAACCACAGUGAGGAUAGGAGAUGACCUUAGUAGAAGUCGAGAGAGCUUAGAUGGAGUUAUGAACAGAAAUAGAGAACAAGCUGAACUGUCUAUUAGAAGGGAUCAGUCAAGAGAAGAAAUAAGUCAGCGUGGUAGAGAGGUGCUAGAAAGCAAUGUAACAGUUGUAACUACAACCCAUCCUCCAGCUUUACACAUUCAUCAUCCCCCAGCUCAAGUAGUCAUUGUGUCAAAUGACAACAACAAAACUCUGAUUGAUUCUGAAGAAGAAAACGACAUUGUGGUUGUGCAGUCAAGAGGAAAUGAAGAAGAGAAAGAGAUCCAUGAUAUGAGCCAUGUUUCUGUUGUUACUGUUGGGGACUCUUCCCAACAAGAUACUACCGGUAUGGAAGAAGAUUCAUUAAUGGUUGUUCAACCUAAGCGUGGGACUUCUAUUAUUGUUGAAGGCAAUACUAAUGAAAUAGAAUCUAUGCGUAGAAAAACACAUAAUCAUGUGAAACCUAAUGGUCAACCUCCAUUAAUACCAUCAGAUAAUGAGGAAGUUUAUAUAAUUGUCAACAAUUCUACAAAUAUUGACAGGAGUAAAGAUGCUGAAAGGCACAGAAGGACUCAUAGUCAUGGAAGAUCUAGUUCACAAUCAGAUGGUGGUUCCACUACAGGGAAUCGUACUCCUCCUUCUGCUGCUAGCACUAGGACAUUUGAUAGGUCUGAUGCUGAAAGUGUUUCUACUACAAUUAGUCAAGAUAGUCGUGGUAGCAACAAGGAAAACAGGCCUAGCAGGUAUCAUGAUGCAGAAGUUGUCCUAAGAGCGAAACCUGAAUACAAUAGGCAUGAAAAUGUCCGGAUUAGCAGAUCAAAAGAAGAAUUGGAAAUAAUGAAUCUUAAAAAGAAAACUCGAAAGAGAACCAGAAAAUUUGAAAUUGAUGGUGUAGUUGUUACAACCACUACUAGCAAAGUUAUUUAUGGUGAUGAAGAUAGCGGAAGAGGUUAUGAUGAUCAUUUAUUCAGGAAACAAGAACUUAGAGAGUUAAAAAUGCUUCAAAAACAAGAGCAAAAGCAAUUUCAAGAUUUGGCUUUUAAAGCUCAUAUUGCUAAAGAACAACAGGAUAAAAAAUUUGAGCAAGAAAGAACUAACCUCAUCAGAGGUUAUGAGAGUGAUUUAGAAACACUAAUUAGGCAACAAAGGCAGCAAGUUGAAAAGGCUGAAGCACAUCAAGAAGCAGAUCUUAGGCUGACCAGUAAGAAGAUCCGAGCAGAGCAGGAAAGAGAAUUAAAAGAGUUUAGAGAAAGUCAAAAACAAGAAAUGAGGCUGCUGAAACAAGAAGUAGAUUUAAUGCCAAAAGAUAAAAGAAAAACCAUUUUCAAAGCAAGAAAAGAAAAAUUAGAAGCUGAACAUGAAGAAAGGGAAAAACUUUUCUUGCAAAAAUUAAAUGAAAACCAUGAAAGUUCCCUUCGCAGACUGAGUGAUUCGCAUAGAGAAAAAAUAGCACUAAUGGAUCGGCAAUUUUUACAGCAGAAACAGCAGUUAAUGAGGACUCGUGAAGCUGCCUUAUGGGAACUAGAAGAACGGCAGAUUCAUGAUAAACAUCAAUUAGCAAAGAGGCAGUUGAAAGAAGGUUUCUUUUUGCAAAGGCAUCAGAUGUUGAAUAGGCAUGACAAAGAGCUAGAGCAUAUGAAAAGAAUGAAUCAACGAAAAGAAGAAGAACUGAUAAAAAGGCAAGCAAUAGAAAAAAGGGCUCAUCCUAAGAGGAUAAAAUCUGAAAUGAAAGCAAGGGAAAUGAUGUUCAGAGAAAGUAUGAGGAUUCGUAUGGCCAACUCUACUGAUCCUGAACAGGAAAGAAACAACUUGAAAAAGUUUCAAGAAAAUGAAAAGAAAAGGUAUAGAUUAGAAACCCAAAGGUUUGAUCAAAAACACCAGAGGCAGUUAGAGGAGCUAAGAGCCACUGCUGAAACAACAAUUAAAGAAUUGGAGCAGCUUCAGAAUGAGAAAAGGAAAAUGCUCAUGGAGCAUGAAACAAUGAAGCUGAAGGAGCAAGAAGAAGCCUACAGCCGAGAGCUGAAGGAAUGGAAAGCUCAGCUUAAACCAAGGAAGCAGCAACUCGAGUUAGAGUUCAGUUGUGCCCUGCAGCGGCAUGAAGAGAAGCAUGGUUACUUUACUGGAAAACUCCUAACAUCCUCUCCUGUUAGCAAUGCCUCAGAAUCAUCUGUCCUUCUUCACCACGCUCGACGAUCCUCCUUACCCUCCUCUCAGUUCAACCAAUUCACUAUCCCCAGGCCUCGCCUCAAUACUGUUUCUGUUUCCAAGCCUCCUUCACCUAGGCUAGAAGAGCAAUUUGCUCAACAGUUAGAAGAACAAGAGGCCAUAUACGGGCCUUCUCACCCACUCCCUCCUGAUUUAGCCGAACCUGUACAUCACAGAAGUUCAACAAGGAGCAGCUUAUCAUCAGUAUCUGCUGAUUAAUAUCUCAUGUUGGACAGUUUUUUAUCUUAGUCCCCAGAUACCUGUUUUAUCCUUCAGGAAAUCAAUUUUUUUUUUUUUUUUAAAAAUUAUAUUUUUCUAUUAGUUUUAGGUGUUCAUGUGUUAUAGCAUAACUAUGUACAGAUUACCUAUAAAUUCUGUUUUAUGUUUUAAGUUAUUAAUCGUUAUAAAUUUGUUAUGAGUGUACAUGAAAUGUAUUGCACGUAGACCAAUAGCUUGCAGGAAUAUAAACUUGGCCUUUGAAGGUUCAGGUUUAUAAAUUGCUCAAUUAUCACUUGACCUUAUAUUUUGUAAUAAAAUAUUCUUAGUUCUUAGCAUUACUGAAAUGAAAAUUUUUUAACAUAAACCGUUAAGCAUGGUAUCCAGAAUAAUCAAAUUACUACAUAUCAUUGGUAAAAAGUAGAUCAUCAGAGAUCAUUUGUUAAAUUUUCAACUUGUAAUAAAUUUGUCAUAGAUUGUGCACCAUACAUAUUUCUAUUGUAAAAUAUACCGUAUAAAAAGUUUGUACAUUUAAUGUAAAUAUUAACUGUAUUAAUUAUGUACAGUGGUAUAGUUAUCGUUUUUAUCAAUAACAUACAGCGUAUGUUUAAUAUUUUGGGGGUUUCUUGUAUUAUGAGAUAUCAGUAUUUUCUUAUCCUUUAUAAAGAAAAAAAAAAUCAAGUGCCAAACGACUUUUGAUCGAAUCAGAUAUAUUUGUGACUGAAACAGCUGUAAUGAAGAGGCUGUUAUAUGAAAUGCUGUAGAUUUAGGUAUAUCGUCUUUGUUAAUAUUUAUCAUAGUAUAUAAUGUUGUUAUCAGGGCAUAUUUACUUGAUAAUUUUUGGUAAAAAAACUAUCUUAAUGCUCCGUUUGUAAAUGGUUUCGGUUAUUUUAUAUACAUAUUUAUGUUAUAUAUACAUAUAUACAUAAUAUUUAUUAUCCUAUGUAUAAUAUUAACACAUUAGUUUGUUCUUCUCUAGCCUCUAUAAAUAAUAAGCAAUCGUGUAUAGUCAAAGUUGUUGCACUUUACAGAAUUCAUUGGCUGUUGAAAUGGGCUAACCAUUUUAUUUUUUAAGUUGCUCAUUUUUAAUUUAUUAUUUAAUGUGAUCAAUCGUUUUAAUAAAUAAUUGUUUCUAGUGGACAGAGCUGUUAUUGAAUUAACUUGUUUUUUUGACAUAAUAUAAAUUUGUAGAUAAGACUGUUGAAGAUUAUAACAUAUUUUUAAAUAUUUCAUUCUUUUUUUUUCUUAUUUUAUUAUUGCUUUAAAAAAAAAAAAAACAGACAAUGAAGUUUUAGGUGUAUAUAAGUGAAUAUAUCUAGUACAAUUAAUCAACUAAUUGUAUGUAAAUAAGAAUUUGUUCAAAUAAAACAUACUUAUAAAAUGUUUUUAUUCAAGAAACUUUGGUAUUGUAUAAGACACAUUCUGUUCACUGUUUUUUAUAAUAACACUGUUCAUUACGUAUUACCCAUAUAAUUUAAAUCCUUAUAUUAUACUCUUGGAAAAUUAUGUAGCUUACUAAGUCGUGAAGUGGCUGGUUUCUACCUUCAAUGAAAUUGGUAUAAAUUCUGACUUAGUUUCUCUUGAAAAAAUAAAGUGGUCACUGUCAGUGUGAGGUUACUGUGGUUCAGCUCCUAUGAAAAAAAUAGUUGUGUCAGACUUUUGGAGCUUAAUUAUUCUUUUAAUAUUUUUGGCUUAUUUAUUGAACAUAAUUAGAAUCACUAUACUUUUUUAAAACGGGAACUGUUUGUUCUAAUUAUCAUGCAUGUAUGCUCGCUCAAUAUUCUAUAAAGAAAUAUUGUCAAAAACUGUGCCUGUAAAUAUGCGGUAAUGGCAUUGACAUAUUACUAUUUAUUGUACUGUAGUUUUACCUAAAUGAAAAAAUAAGUAUAUAUAAAAUCUAUUGUUAGUGGGUGCAGUUUCAAUUAAAUAUUAACUUCUAUGAAGUUUUAUAAGUACUUAUUUAGUAGCGGGUAGCAUCCGACUGCUAUCUGCCAAUGUUUAUAACCUUAACACUGAUAAGCUCUUCGUAUUCAUUUUUAUUAUAUUAUAUUCAUAUUAUUAUAUCUUCGUAUUCAUAUUUAUUGUAUUGUAUUGAUAUUAUUGAAAUUGUGAACAAAAACAGAAACAAAUGUAAUAAUAAAAAAAUACUUUUAUUUUACAACGUAUAUAUUAAAAUACACCAAAACAUUAUAAAUAUAUAAUUAAAAAACAUUGCAACAUAUAUAUCAAAAUAAAUGAAAGAAUAAAAAUAGGCAAAAAAUAGAUGAAAUAAAAAAAAAACUACUUAAACAGCAUAUGUAUAUACAUAUAAAAGAAACACUAUGAAGAAACGAUAUAAACAAAAUAUGAACAAUUUUAUUUUGGUAGGGAAAAUAGUUUUAUGGUAUUUUAAAUAGCGAGGAAGGGAUCCUGUUCUCUAUGCGCCCGCCGCCACAAAAACUCAUAUAAAUAUGAAUCCAGGUGUUGUCUGGCAGUUCCUCUGUGUUUUUUAUUUCUCCACUUAGCUGAGUCCCAUAAUCGUUCAAUGUGUUAAGUAUGGACUCCACUUGAUAAAUCAACAAAAUUAUACCUGUGAUUCACCUGAAAAAGAUUGUAGUUUGUUUCAUUGAGUUCGUUGGUGUUGUAUCCUUUCCAACAGUCGGAAUAAAUAUUGCUUCCCUCUUCUACAUUGUUUUUAAUAACUUCUAAUAAAGUUGUUGCUUUUCUAUCGUUUACUUUGACGAUAAAACACUCGUCUGUUUCUCGGCAAACCGCCAAACAUCCAUUGCUCAGGUAGGACUCUCUCCACAUGAUUUUUUCUCUUCGAAAAAAGACUCGACGACUUUGCCAGGCCCUCCAAUUUUUUUAUUCAACCUGUCAUGGGCACAAACUUCUCUUAAAAAUUUGUUCCAUGCUACAACAGUUGCGAUGGAUAAUUUGA